Molecule: messenger RNA, 2256 nt
Organism: Ambispora gerdemannii
Lineage: Eukaryota; Fungi; Glomeromycota; Glomeromycetes; Archaeosporales; Ambisporaceae
Source: the annotation of a GenBank genome assembly
AUGUUUCUUGACCGCUGUCGUUUUGUCGAAUACACGCCUUCCUCUAUAACUGCACUUCGCUUUACUCCUCACACUGUAAAGGAUACUCUGUUAGCAUGCGGUCGGGCAAACGGUAACAUUGAAAUUUGGAACCCAAAAAAUAAUUGGUAUAUGGAAAAGAUAAUACCUGGUGGUGAUAAAUUUGUUUUAGAAGAUCUCACGUGGGCGCAUCAAACCACUCUAUCAGAAUCAGACCAAGAAUUAUAUGAUGCAGAAGAAAUAAACAAGGCACUAAGAGAAUUGAAAAACAAGCCGCCAAGACUAUUUUCGGCUACUACUACUGGAUUAAUAAUUGAAUGGGAUCUAGUCACUCUAAAAUCCAAGAGAAUAGAACAUUCAAACGGCGGAACCGUAUGGUGCAUGUCUACAAAUUCGUUAUGUACUUUACUUGCCAUCGGUUGUGAUGAUGGCGUAAUUCGAUUAUUUGAUAUAGCCGAUGAUGAAUUUAUACCUAUAAAGAAUUUUCUAGGACUUCCGGCUAAAGUAUUAUCCUUAGCUUGGAACCUUGACAAUACUUUCAUCGUGACUGGAUGUUCCGAUGGUCGUAUUCAAAUUAUUAACGCAUCAACAGGACGCGUAAAAGAAACAUUGACGGUAGAGCGUAAAAGACAUGAAGAUACAUUAGUUCAUGCUGUCAUAUAUUUAGAGGGUAACACUAUUGUCAGUGGCGAUUCUCUUGGUCACGUCAGAUUCUGGGAUGGAGAAAUGGGCACAAUGUUACAAAAAUAUCAUACACAUAGUGCUCCGGUUUUGUGUUUAGCCGCAAACAAAAAAGGAACUGCAGUUUUCUCUUGCGGUGUAGAUUAUAAGUGCAAUCUUUUCGAAUUGAUAGAGCCGGAACAUUCAAAAUAUCCGCAUACUAUGCAGUCAGCAUCUACUCCCUUUUGGGUAUCUACUGGCUUUCGAAAAUGUCACGAGCACGAAGUGAAAGCUUUAGCUAUAAAUGAAAGGAAUGAUACGCUGGUUUCUGGUGGCGUCGACACUGAUUUGAUUUUAAUUCCAUUGGAAAUGUUUCCUGAUGUUUAUUUUCGUCGUAUUUCGGCUUUUUACCGUGGUUUGAUUUCAUUAUCAAAAGCACAGCAGCUAUUAAUGCAUCGGUCGUCAAACGGAAUAAAAUUAUGGAAGCUGGGAAAAGCCGCGCCACCUCGACCCUCUGAAAUGAAAAAGGUGGACGUCGCGGUAUUACCAUUGGUUGAACAACAAGAGGCGGUAUUAGAGAUUUCUUUAAAGAGUACUUAUAAUCUAACCUCGAGUGCUCUUUCAGAAGACGGACAAUGGAUCGCUGUUACAGACGUGGAAGAAGUGAAGCUAUUCAGAAUUGAAAAAGACCCAAUCGGACACAUGAUUGUCCAUAAAAUAAAAGAGUUUGGCCGAAUCUAUUCUCAAAACUCAGGAAAAUUUGCGAUGGGUGCGCAUCAUCUCUCAUUCACACCCGAUAAUUCAAAACUGAUUAUGGUCACCGUUGAUUCGUAUGUGGUCGUUGUUGGACUGAAUAAAUGGCAUCAAGGUAGAUUUGAUGUUCUCGCGUGUUUUGACAAUCAUGCAACCAAAAUGGCGUCAACGAUUACAACGAUCGCCGUGAGUAACGACAGUAGAUGGUUGGCAACGGGAGACUUGUCGAAUAAGAUACAUAUCUUCGAUUUGAGAGAUUUCUCGCAUUAUACACAAGUUCAAAAAUUCAAAUCACUUCAAAAUGGUCUCACCUUCAAUCCAAAUUCAUCGAUCCUUCUCAUCACCUUAAUCUCAAACGAAUUUUAUUUGUUUGACCUUGAAAAAGAGAGUCUAACUGACUGGUCACGAAGCUAUUCAACAAAACUACCACGGAAAUUUGUCGAAAUAAAAGAUAAGAUUAUGGGAUGCACAUUCAAUCCAGGGCGACCGGACAGUGUACUCUUAUGGAAUGCAAAUUUCAUAUGUAUCGUCGAUAUAAACAAAGAAGUUGGUGAUCCGGAUCAAGAGAUUGAUGUGUUUCUUUGUAAAUCUCUAUUACACGAUAAAAUACGCGAACAUCAUGAUAUACCAUCCUCACAUGGCGCUAUUAAGAAUAUUUUGCGGGAUGCAGUUUCUCGGCUUAAUUUCAAGAUGUUCCGUAAAUAUCAAUCGUUGAUAUUUGUGGAUUAUGUAAAAGAAGAUUCGUUGGUUGUGGUUGAAAGACCACGCUCCGAGAUUAUGAAAACAUUGCCGCCUCCCUUUGCAUGGACUAAAUAUGGCACAUAA